AUGGUAGAAAAUGUGACUUCUAGGAGGAGGCUAUGGCGGAGGAGGAGGAGGCUAUGGCGGCGGAGGACAUGGCGGGGGAGGACUAGGAGGAGCAGGAGGCUUUGGCGGAGGCGGCACCGGGUUCUACGGCGGGGGCGGAAGCGUGCCAGUAUAUCUGACGAACGUCCCAACCUACAGCCUGAACGUGGUGCAGGAUGUCCACAGUGGAUACUCCACAGGCGUGGUGGGCCCUGGGGCCUUCGGAGGCGGCGGAGGAUAUGGCCACAGGAAAUAACUAUGUUAUACAGCCAUCGCGUAUGGUGUCAGCGAAUGAAUGAAUAAAUGACCUCUGGCUGUAGGGUGAAUGGGAUGAAUGAAUGAAUGAAAUCUAAUUAGGCAGUGAAUGGCUUUGGUGGCUCUUAAACGCUGGUAGAAGAAAUGCAUGGAAUGGGAAUCCUUUGUUAUUGUUAACAGAACAUUUUGGUUGAGUUAUUUUUUUGGAUAUUAAACUUUUAGUAAAUUUUAAGGAAAGAUAUUGUUUUGACUUUUCCUCUUUGUAUUCACUCUUGAGAGGCUAUUGCAUAAUGGAAAUAUGUAUAGGAUACUGCAUGGGACUUAUUUUCCUUGAUAAAAACUAAGGCAUUCAGCAAAACCUGAGCACAGAGGAAUCCAUCUACAUACCCUAUUAUUUUGGGCCUAAAGGCAGAAGGCAGAAAAUUCUACAAGACUUUGCACUAAUUGCUCUUCCUUUUUAAAUGUCAUAUAUAUCUUCUUCACUGUCCCUUCCUAAAGAUAUCAUUUGUUACAUCCUUCCUUGCCACACAAGGAGGCCGCAGUUAAUUAUUCAUAAACUGAAUUCAAGCCAAAGGGAACUGAAGUGAUUAA
Messenger RNA from Penaeus vannamei (Pacific white shrimp), 864 nucleotides. Lineage: Eukaryota; Metazoa; Arthropoda; Malacostraca; Decapoda; Penaeidae. The record is from RefSeq and is a predicted model, not a curated record.